Molecule: messenger RNA, 1174 nt
Organism: Melitaea cinxia (Glanville fritillary)
Lineage: Eukaryota; Metazoa; Arthropoda; Insecta; Lepidoptera; Nymphalidae
Product: collagen alpha-2(I) chain-like
Exons: 4
Coding region: 1-1065 (354 amino acids)
Cellular component (GO): extracellular matrix
Source: RefSeq, a predicted model, not a curated record
AUGUUUACUAAGAUAAUAAUCUUUGGUGCAGUUUUGGCAGCGGGUCAAUGUGGUCAAUUAGGCCAUGGAGACAACCCUUUACUCUCCCAAUACAAUGCUGAUAAUUAUGGCGCUGCUUAUGGAUCACCUUAUUAUUCCCCUAAUGCUCUUAAUUCUGGACUAGGAUACAACAACCUAGCUCACGCUAACCCCCUAAUCAGCCAAGCUCCACUAACUUUUCCUAAACCCUUAUCGCCAGCUGGACCUUACGCCAAUGCGGGAGUUUUGGACCACACUGGACCUGUAGCUCACGCUGAACCUUUAGCCUACGCUGGACCUUUAGGCCACGCUGGACCUUUAGCCCACACUGGAGCUUUAAGCCAUGCUGGACCCUUAGGCCAUGCUGGACCUUUAUCCUAUGCCGGGCCUUUAGCCUAUGCCGGAUCUUUAGCUCAUACCGGACCUUUAGCCCAUGCUGGACCUUUAGCGCAAGCUGGGCCUCUAGCUUAUGCUAGACCCUUAGCCCAUGCUGGACCUUUAGCCUAUGCUGGACCUUUAGCCCAUGCUGGACCUUUAGCCCAUGCUGAACCUUUAGCCCAUGCUGGACCUUUAGCCCAUGCUGGACCUUUAGCCCAUGCUGGACCUUUAGCCCAUGCUGGACCUUUAGCCCAUGCUGGACCUUUAGCCCAUUCUGGACCUUUAGCCCAUGGUGGACCGUUUUCCCAUGGUAGACCUUUAGCUCAUGCUGGAUCUUUGGCCCACGCAACAUCUCACUCAAAUGUAGUUUCCCUAUCCCAAACUACUCCUAAUCUUAUUGGAAGCAACAUUGGAAACUAUGCUGCCAAAAACUCCUACCCUAAAUACGAGUACUCGUACUCUGUAGAAGAUCCGCAUACAGGUGACCACAAAGCCCAGCAUGAGACCAGAGAUGGUGACGUUGUUAAAGGGGGAUACUCACUGCUACAACCUGAUGGUUCUUUCAGAAAAGUUUCCUACUCUGCUGAUGACCACAAUGGUUUCAACGCUGUGGUACAAAACUCCGGCCCUAGUCAUCACGUUUAUUCUGCGCAAUACCAUCAACACUAAGUCUAAAAUGUGUAAACAAUGGAUCUGAAGCAUGUACAAAGUGCUUUCCUUAAACUGUGAUCGAAUUAUUUUUUACUAAACAAAAAUAUACACGAAUUUUGUAAAAAUA